GAGGCGAUUCCAUCUUUCCAAGACAGCACAAUCAUCCAGCGGCUCGGCCUGCCCGUUUAACCUUCGUCGAGAAGACCUGCGGCGCAAGGGAGAGAGCAGUUUGAGCGAUCCUCCCAGCCGUCAUGUCGUCGUCGCCAUCGCAUAUUUGCGCCUCUUCCUCUUCCACCGUGCACGCUAGCACCACGUUUGCCUCCACGUCUUGAUUGCAUCAUAGCUCCGUACCCACUUCUCAUACAACAUCCCUCUCGUAAGGGCAACCAGAAGACUCAGUCGGGCUAGCCGGACAGCUGUGGAGCCUCCGUGCUUGCCACCUAAGGGUGACUCCGCGUUGUCACAGCAAACAUGUCGCUCACGCCGCUUGGCGUUGCAGUGCCACUUGCAUGCGCAGCAUUUACUGCUAUCGUCGGCGUCGCGGCCGCUGCUGUUGGCCAAGCUUUUGGCCCAGCAGCCGUACAGUCGGGUGCUGCUUCGCUGGCAAGAAUGCCAGCAAUGUCAGAGGCAACCCCGGACCCACUCUGGGACGGUGCAAAGGUCCGACGACAACUUGCAGAGGAUCCUGAUGAUUCCAGUGGUCCCACAAACCGCGUUGACACACUACUUCCCACCUCUGCGUCUGAUAUCGCCGGCCAGCCAUCGCCUACCUUUAUCGGCGAGCCCCACGACCCCUUGCUAGCCUUGAUCCCAUCCUUUGCUUUCAGCAUGCCGGCGCAGAUUUUCAUUAAUGGGAUGAACCUAUCAUUGAUGAUCGUCCUUGCGGUUCAUCUUAGCUUCACCACACGCUACCACUUCCCGCUCAGCAAGCAGAAUUUCCUGCUGCAGGCUGGAAGCACGACGCUGCUCUUGGCCAGCCUGAUCUCUGAAACGGCAGUCAUCCUCAAGGAGCUCAAGCGGAAGAGCCACAGGUAUCCUUACAUGUUUCCCUACGUUGGAGUGCAACUGCCACCGCCGGAUCAUUCAUGGACCAUUGUGCAGGACGUAUUUUACCUGCUGAUGCUGGCCAUGACCACCUUUCUAGCACACCUUACGCACAUCCAAUUCUUAACGCUCCUCUUUCCUUCUUCCUUGGAAAAGCGGCUCAUCUUUUGGAUGCUGGGUCCACUCGCGCUCGCGUCGGCAGGCAUGCUUUUCACAUCCCUCUCACCCGAUUCGGACUACAAGACGACUGAUCUGGGCGACGCAAUCCGCAACAUUUGCAAUUCCACCUUGACACUGCUCUAUUUUUGCGCUCUGCUCAUCUGGGGUCUGCUUGUCAACCGCCGAAGAGCUUGGCGCACGGACGGCGGGACGGCCGCCUUUGGCGGCGGCGCCGUCGGUCUCGCGUUCCUCAACACAGUCAUCAGCUUCGUCGAGAUCGCAUACGACCGCCUUUGGUGGCUGCAAGAUAUCGGUUGGACACUCACCGUCUGGCAGAGCUGGCUCGGCUUCUGGUGGUGGGUCGGCAGCGGCAUGGGCAUCGGCGAGGUCGAGGACCGCGAGCUGCGGGCGGCUAAGCGGCGUAAGCGGCGCAAGCGUCUCGAGCGCAAACGGCGCAGGGAGGACAAAGAACGCGCGGCAUUUGCCUCGGUCGUUGCGGAGAGGGCUGCCACUGCGAAUGGGGCGGAGAAGGUCGAUACGGACAGCGGCUUCGUCGGCAUUCGCAGACUGCGCGACGCCAUCCCGGGUGUUGGAGAAGCAGGCGGCAACGGACUGGCGGCUACCAUCAAAGGCCAUCUGCGAAGGCGGCGGCCGCCCGCAGCACAGCACGAGACGGAUGGAGAGUUGACCGCCGUCGAAGCGCACGAUGGUGAGCACGAUGAGGAGGAUCAGGAGGAAAAUAGAGAGGUGCAGCGUGUCGAAGAUGAUGCCGAGCUGGCAGGGAUCUCCAUUGCGCCAGGCGAAGACACACAAACGAGUGGCGGAGGCAGCGGCGAAUCGGAUCCGACAGCUGAGUCGUCCGCGCCACCAGGCCCGUUCGGGCGCAUGCUGCAGACGCUCGCGGCGCACCAGCCGGCAUUUAUCCGGCAGCGCUUCCAGCGUCUGCGCAUCGCGCAUGUCGCUGCGGCGCGCCGAGCCGCGACGCAACAGACUGCGCUUCGCGAUCAGGUGCUGCACCGGAGCAACCAGGCGCGCCAGAGUGCCGCCAAUCCGGGACUGCGCACGAUGAUGAUGAUCGAAGGACAUAGCUCCGAGCACGUCGAGUACCUCGCUUCUUCGCGUCCGACUUCGACUACCGGAGGAAAUGCUGCAGGCGGGGGGCGGCCGGUCUCGUUUCCCGGCCGUACUCGGUUCGCCGACUCUUCAUCGCAACCGUACCUACGCCUCACAUUGCCCAUGGCACUCCGCGAGACGGACCAGACUGGAGGUUCGUCCUCCAGACUUAACAUCGGCAUACCAUUGGGGUCUGCGCCUGCCGCACGACAGAAGCACACGCAAAGACAGCAUCAGCGGCAGCAGCAGCGACAGCAGACUUCCGAUGACGACGAUGUCAAUCGCGAUACAGCAGAUGACACCGCGGAUGAUUGGGUCGAUCAGGAACCUGACGAAGCUCCUGCUGCACUACAGGACGAUGCAGUAUCGGAUGCAGUAUCGGAUGCAGCAUCGGAUGGUCAGGAGGAUGCACAAGGCAGCUCACAGAAUGCUUCAGAUUCAUGGAUGUGGCGAGGAGGGCUGAAGCGCGCCCGCUUACGGGACCGGACUACGUAUGGGUGAUGAAUGAACACUACGGUGCUACAUGUCUGUUGUGCACGCUUCUCUGUAUUGUAGAAUGUAGCAGUUUUGUACGCUUAGGC
This is a messenger RNA of Tilletiaria anomala UBC 951, 2768 nucleotides long. RefSeq lists its product as uncharacterized. Bases 343 to 2688 code for a protein of 781 amino acids. The record is from RefSeq and is a predicted model, not a curated record. NCBI's taxonomy places the organism in Eukaryota, Fungi, Basidiomycota, Exobasidiomycetes, Georgefischeriales, Tilletiariaceae. The transcript has 3 exons.